CAAACCAAAGGAAAUUAAUAACUGAAAUAAAUUCUAACACUUGGAAUGUACUAAAACAUCAAGCUUUUAACCAAUCAGGAUGUUUGUAGCUUGGCAUGACUCCGCCCAUUGGUAACAACCAAUCAGUCAGCUGUAAUAACGCGUUCGCUCUUUGCCUGGGUUGCUUUGAGGUAGUUGCGGAGUGGGUGUUGAUGAAAUUAGAGAUGACUUUUGAGUGGCCGUGGCAGUAUAACUUUCCCCCUUUCUUUACACUACAACCAAAUGCUGAUACCAGACAGAAGCAACUGACAGCAUGGUGCUCAUUGGUAUUGUCGUACUGUCGCUACAACAAAUUAUACACAUUAAACGUAAUGGAGAUUCAGGAGAGCCCAGUUUUCAGUAACAAGAAGAUACAAAGAAAACUUUCAAUGGAAUCUGUUCAGGUUGUUUUAGAAGAACUGAAGAAAAAAGGAAACUUGGAGUGGUUAGACAAAAAUAAAACUAGCUUUUUGAUUAUGUGGAGGAGACCAGAAGAAUGGGGAAAACUUCUGUACCAGUGGGUCACUAAAAAUGGCUUGACGAACUCAGUGUUUACACUUUACGAACUCUCCAAUGGAGAUGAUACAGAGAAGGAAGAAUUUCAUGGGUUGGAGGAGGCAAUGUUGCUUCGAGCACUGCAGGCCUUGCAGAUGGAACAUAAGGCUGAAAUCUUCACACUGAAUGACAGCAAAGGUGUUAAAUUCUUCUAAUGGACCUCCCUUGGUGUUUCAAGAGACUCUGAGACUUAUCUUUCACACACUUUACAGUGAAAGCCCUGUGCUCAAGGCUGUGAUGAAGAGCAGUUUUGCAUUUGUUCAUUUUGGAGGUGCAUGUCAAGGUUGCAGUGUUGUCAUUAAUGGUAUUCCCCAAUGACAUAGCUGACUGUACUUCUGAGACAAGAAUCUGGUUCUGUAGGGGUGCAUAAAUGACUCUUCUAGAGUCAACCACUCACCCCAUUCCUUUUAGUGAUUGCUGAGUGAAACUGAUGAAUGCUGAGAAAAUAAAAUACUGCUAAAUAACUUAAUGCUCCGUCUUACAUUGGAUAUCAAGAUGUAGUGGGUUUAUUUUUGUGACUAUUAUUAGCCGGGCUAUCUGAUGCGCCUCUUUUGUUUUAGCUUAAAUGGAGCAUCCUCUCAACCUGUUUUUAUAUAUAGAUUAGUAGCACGAAUAAGGAGAAUGUUUUCUGUUACAUUUGAUUGCAGUUUACUUUAAAUGUAUUUAAAAAAAGUCCCCCCCCCAUUUUGUUUUUCUAUUCUAGUUUAAAAACUGUGCUUACAUAACUGGCUUGCUUUUUUCUGAUAUGGAAAUGGUUUGCAGCUGUAAGACUAGUUCCUGUUUUAGACUGUGGUUGGAUAGUGUCACAGUGACAUUCUUGCAGCUGAGCAGUAGGCAGUAUGUCCUACUUACUGGGGCAUAUACUGACUGGAUUAGAAUCUUAAUUAAUCCAGUCUUGCACCUUCUGCUUUACAAGUGUGAUGAUGUUGCUAGGUGAUGGAGUAGAAUAGUGUAUGCCCACUGCAGGUUGUUACAUGAGGGGUAGAAAAAGGAUCUUAGAAACAAACCUGUUUCUUGUCAGUGCAAAAGCCUUAAUUGACUUGUAUAAGGCAUGAGCAGUGAGUAUUGUAUGCCUUCCAAGGCCUGGCUAGUUUGGAAGAAAGGGGUAUUUUUGGUGUUCUUCAUUCCACAAAAGACUAAUCAUAUGACUACUGCAUUCCCAUCAUAUUAAUGUAUAUUAUUCUCAUCACACAAAGCUAAGUGCCAGGUGUGGCUGACAUAAACAUAAUCUCAAGAAAGAUGUGGUGGAGGCAGUUUACUGCAGGCACACAGUGAGUCUAGAGUUAGUAAAUAGACCUUUAACUUUUGCCCUCCUAUUUUCCCUCAAGCUGCAGAGCUGCAAGUUAAAUUUUAAUUAAUAGUAUGCACAUCACAAGUUCAUAGGACAUGAAAAGGCUUAAAGAGGAUGAAAAUUUAACACAAGUCUUUUGAGAAUAGGUUCACAGGAGCACAGGGAUUGAAAAUGAGGUAUGAUUUGUACCUCACAGCUGCUUCAGUUUGCACGAUUAUGUUUGCAUCACACUUGUAAUUUACAGGACUGAGACCAUUUCUGCAGUUUUGAUUAAUUUUUUCCUGUGUCAUUGUGUGUCAUAGUUUCAUUAAAGUAUGGAAAGUUCCAUUUUAUUUUGUGUUGCACAUCUACACGUUUCCCAAAUAAAGCAUGUAUGUGGAAAGUAUAUCUCAUUAAAAUCUUGGCACUGGCAUUUAAAAAAUUCAGAAUUAGCCCUAGGCGUGAGUGUGUGCCUUCUGGGGAAGGUUGAGUGCCGGGCUGGCAACUCGACACCGUAAAACUUCACUGCUUAUCAUGAGCAGACAGGUGAUCCGCUGUGGUGACCCCUAACCGGGAAAAAGCCGAAAGAAGAAGAAGAAGGAAAAACAUCUUACUCAUCACAGUGUGCUAAAUCCCAUAUAAUUAGUGGCAAGGACUGUACUAAGUUCUGUUAUUUAAUGCUUCAUGAUGGCUUGCAUUAGUUAAUGUGUAGAACCCAGCUAAGCUGAAUUUGGUGUGCAUACUACGUUUUUUCUUGGCAUUCCCCCAAACGAUGGGAAAUGAGCAGCAUUCAGCAUUUCAAAAGUUAAGGCUACAUACAGGAUGAUCUGUAACUGGCAAACUGUUACAAGUGUUUUAUUUUACUGACUUCUGAAUUACUUUUCUCAGGUAUGAUCAUGUGCAAUACAUUUUUUUCUGUUUGCUACAUGUCACACAUUUGAAUGACAAAACAGUUCAUAAUUAUUGAUGAUCAGGGAUUAUAUUUGCAGAAGGAGUUUUAGCUCAAAUUGUGAUUGUGUAAAAUGGGAGAAACUGAGGGUUAAAAAAAAUUUUAGUAGCGUUAUCUUAGAAAAUAAAAUAAGCAAGCAUGCCAUAUUGUGUGACAGAGUCUAGAUUUCAUGUUUUACUCAUUAGGUUAGUUUUGACAUUGAAAUUGGUAGCAGUAUCUGUUAUUUAUUACAGUAUACUGUUUCAUGUUGCCUGUAUACCUAGCUUUCACCAUGAAAUUUGCUUUGAAAACUGGAAUUACACAGUAUUCAUGCCCUGUCUUUCUUUAAUCUCUAUAAACAAGUAGAAUAUGAGGGUAGAUGUUUACUGGAUCAAAAUAUUAUUACAAAUGUCAAAAUACAGUAAUUAAUAAAGCAAUGUGAACAAUUUUCUUCAACACACUGAAUGUAUUAGUCACAUUGUCAUUUAACAAUGUAAAAUCUCUUAAUCUUAUAGCUACUUUUGUUAUUACUCAAGCUCAGUGAGAUGUCAAGGGCAGCUUGUCAGUUCAUGUAAAUGGGAGUGAUUUAAAUAUCUUAAUGUAAGUUGAUGGGAUUCAAACUUGGGUGUCCUGGUGGACAAACACCUUAUAUGCUAUACUUAUACUAUCCCUUCAUAUUUUUGUCAUAUUCUGUUGCAUUGCGGUUGCCAAAAUAAUUGUUUCUUUUAGAAAAGUGCCUUAACAUUCACAUCAAUCUUCUCCACAAGAGCUGUUCUGGAACCCUCAUCUGUGUUAUCUCUAUGGAUAACUUUUGAACUGUUCUAAUAAACCUUUUAGUUUUAAAAUUGAGGAGUGUGAUAAUAAACUCCAUGCUGUUAAUUUA
This is a messenger RNA of Protopterus annectens (West African lungfish), 3654 nucleotides long. RefSeq names its product vacuolar protein sorting 25 homolog (gene VPS25). The transcript is spliced from 6 exons. The record is from RefSeq and is a predicted model, not a curated record. Gene Ontology annotation, cellular component: ESCRT II complex. Gene Ontology annotation, biological process: protein transport to vacuole involved in ubiquitin-dependent protein catabolic process via the multivesicular body sorting pathway. Bases 96 to 728 code for a protein of 210 amino acids. Gene Ontology annotation, molecular function: structural molecule activity; protein homodimerization activity. NCBI's taxonomy places the organism in Eukaryota, Metazoa, Chordata, Ceratodontiformes, Protopteridae.